AUUUUUCUCACUUAUGCCCUAACUUCACACCAUGGCGAUGUUCCAAUUGAGCAGCCUGUGGCCAUUGCUGGUUCUUUUUGUGGCAGCGGCACAUCUACGAAAUAAUGGCUUCCAACUCUUUAACAGGGAGAGAUUCUGUCAACAAUUACGCGCGCUAUCACCAUUAGCCAAAGAUAUAAAUUGCGCUAUUCUGGAUGAGAAUGACAUACGGGCAAUAACAGAAGCAAUAGCAGCCCAAGGAACUCUGAUUCCAGGUCAGACCCCAAAUGCGCUGCUGGACCAGGCUUUAGUGAAUAUCAUAACCAAGCAGAUACAACAAUUUAUCCCCAACCUUCCAACACAUCCUAUAAAUGGUGGAUUUCAGGAUCUCAAUGGUGAAGGCUCUGAGGAAGCUGGUGGUCACGGACAGCAUUGGAGGAGUCCCCAAAGAAACAGACAUCGCUAUAGGGAAGUAAGUUCCGAUGAGAAGAAGCGCUUUUCAACACCAACAGUUACAAGACUUGCAUCAGCGAUUGGUCAGGAAAGAAACAGACAUCGGUUUGGUGGUGUGAACUCCGAAGAGAAGAAGCAAUUUACAACAUCAACAACACCAACACCACCAACUACAGCAGCUAUUGGUAAACGUCACUUGAAGAAACAACAAAGAAACAGACAUCGCUUUGGUGGUGGAAGCUCUGAAGAGAAGAAGCUACUUACAACAACAACACCAACUACAACAACAACUAUACCAGCGAUUGGUAAGCGUCACCUGAGGAAGCAACAAAGAAACAGACAUCGCUUUGGUGGUGGAAGUUCCGAAGAGAAGAAGCUACUUACAACAACAACACCAACUACAACAACAACAACUAUACCAGCGAUUGGUAAGCGUCACUUGAGGAAGCAACAAAGAAACAGACAUCGCUUUGGUGGUGGAAGUUCCGAAGAGAAGAAGCUACUUACAACAACACCACCACCAACAACAACAACUAUACCAGCGAUUGGUAAGCGUCACUUGAGGAAGCAACAAAGAAACAGACAUCGCUUUGGUGGUGGAAGUUCCGAAGAGAAGAAGCUACUUACAACAACACCACCAACAACAACAACAACUAUACCAGCGAUUGGUAAGCGUCACUUGAGGAAGCAACAAAGAAACAGACAUCGCUUUGGUGGUGGAAGUUCCGAAGAGAAGAAGCUACUUACAGCAACAACGUCAGCAACAACUGCAGCAGUGGGAAAACGCCAAGCUCCAACCACCCUUUCACCUUUCAAUUCUAGGCGCCCUCCAAAGAAAACAAGCGUAGCCGGUAUAAUAAAACUCCCACUUAACGCCGAGAGCGUGCGUUUAAGACCUACCAAAAAUAGAUCUAGAUAUGACAACUCUGCACAGACAAGCACUCAAGUGCCAACAAAUGUGAGUAAAGAUUCAGUUUCCGGUGCUAAAGCUAAAAAUCGACCAAGAACAAACCCUCGUUUCAAGCCAUUUUAAGCCAAACGGAUAUUAAGAAAAAGAAUUUUAAUAUGUAACAUUAAUAUAUUAAAAUCUCAAUUAAAACAAAA
Molecule: messenger RNA, 1536 nt
Organism: Biomphalaria glabrata
Lineage: Eukaryota; Metazoa; Mollusca; Gastropoda; Planorbidae
Exons: 2
Coding region: 32-1465 (477 amino acids)
Source: RefSeq, a predicted model, not a curated record